Messenger RNA from Symbiodinium pilosum, 3801 nucleotides. The record is from the annotation of a GenBank genome assembly. Lineage: Eukaryota; Dinophyceae; Suessiales; Symbiodiniaceae.
AUGGGAGCCUUGGGAGCUGGCGACAUCCCCUGUCUUUCGCUCCGCGCUGUCUGGCGUCUUGGCGGGGCAUUGGGGCCACCACGGAGCCCUCCAAAGCUGAGACCUUGGCCACCACGGGAACGACAGGAACGGAGGGGUCCCGGAAGAGCGCAGAAGGCAACGGAUUCCGCGGCCUUGCGGGGCAAAUCGUCGAAGUCGGAAGCUUUGAGUAGACUGGGUCAGGCAACGGAGGUUUCGCGGGGCCUGGUCUUAUUAGCUUGGCCUUUCCUAGUCCACAAGCUCUUUCAGCUCACCGACAAGCUUAAUGCGUUGGAGAGUCUUUUUGGCCGCAACCUGAGCUUGCGGGUGCUGGCUUAUGUGGGCUCGGCGCUCUGGCUGAUGAAUGCUGCGCUCGCUACGGAUUUUCGCUUCACAACCAGGCCAGGAUUCGAACUCCUACCCCCGAAGAUCUCAGAGAUACCCGCCAGGGCCUUGAACCGGCUGCUCUCCCGCGUAUUUGAAGCAGCAGGCUUGCAGAUCUGGCUUGCGGGUAAGGUCUCGGAAUUCAUUGUCUCAAUUGUUACACGUGUAUCCCGGGUGACCGUGGCGCUGGCUGCAUUGAUGCUGGCCUGCAAGGCAGUCAACCAGAUACAGUUGGGAUCAUUGGAGAGCUUUGGACGCGUGCACGAGUAUGCGCAGCAGCAGAGAGGGAGAGAGAGAGAGAGGAAUUUCGGAGUCCGUGUGCUCCCUGCAACUUGGGCACUGGAUCUGGCGAGCUCGGAUCCAUACUUCCAGUUGCUGGAUGCAAAUGGAGAUGGCAUUCUCACCGCCUCAGAGGUGUUUGCCUUUGUGUUCGACAUCAGCAAUCGCCUAUGGCGUGCAUCUGUGACUUCGGUCAUUGGGCUUUGUCUUCUUCAGCUGAAGCAGCCGCCAGAGACAAAGCUGGCCUGGUCCGAAGUGGAGGCUGGUGGACUGGUUGGGAAGCUUUCAAAGAUUGUCUAUGCCAUGCAGCACCCUCGCAACGCGGAGCUGCGGAUGCUGGCAAGAAGGGUCGCUUUAGGGAGCCGGCUCAUCAGCUGCAUAAUCAUCGUGAGCCUUUUUGUUUUGCCCUGGGCCUACUUUUUUGGUCUCCGGCCGCAUCUCGUGUUCGCAUUUGGGGGUGUCGGCGGCCUGGCAUUGGGCCUGGCAGCCAGGAGCUUCGUUGGCAAUCUCAUUGCUGGUCUCCUCAUCCAGCUUAGUCGUCCCUUCGUUGAGGGAGAUGAGAUUCAAGACACGAAGAACAACUUGACAGGGGUGGUGGAGUGCAACUUGCCCUGGAAGGAAAUUGGCCCCAUCAACACUCACAUCAACAGUCGACAAGGCGUUCUUGUCCAUGUCCCGAACCAGACUCUUCUAGAUGAUGUUGUCACAAACAGGUCCAUCAAGGACUUCCGUCCUAUUGAGGAGUCUGUCUAUGUGGUCCCCUCUGCGGCCUACAGCUUGCCAGACCUGGUUGCCAAGCUGCAGUUGCUUCUGGACACCCACCCAACUUUGAUGCAGGGGGAGGAUGUGGAGCGGCUCAUCAAACUCCGAGGUGGCCGCGUGAAGCUGUUCCGCCCGUUGGCCAUGUUUGACGGCUACUGUGACCUUGGAGCAAAGGUGCUAAUCUAUGCUUUCGCGCGCGGAGCCAUCCCUCGACGCGAAUUCAAAGAAUUGAAGAGCCAAAUCAUGAUGUCUGUGCACCAAUGCAUUUUAGAGCACGGUGCAGAGAUCGGCCAUUUGACCAUGGGCAGUACCGCGCGCAAGGCGCAUGAGGGGAACCGCCCAGUCGUUGCAGAUAGAGCCGCUGAGAUGGAAAAUGUGGCGGCGGGUCGUACUGGUGUUUUAUUCCGGGAGCGCAGGUAUCUGGAGGUGCACAAGCGCCUGGCAGCUAUCGAGAGCACCGCUGCCACGCACCGUGAGGACCUUCACCAGAAGCUGGAUGCAAACAAGAAGGAGUUGCAGCGGCUGGUGGCUUCUUUGGAGGAGAAGAUUGACACUGCGGGCGCCGGAGGGGGUGGCGAUGAUGGCGUGAAGCGUGGAGCUGAAGCUCAGAUCAUGAAGAAGGUUGCAACCAGGCUUCAGGAUUUCGAGUCGCAGAUUACAAGCCAGCUGUCCACAGUAGCCACGGAUUUUGAAAAGAAGCUCUCUCACGUGCAACGCUCUACCGGGACCACGAAGCCCAUCGAUGGUGCUGGUGCAGGCGCAGACACGGGCUUGGAUACCAUGGCUGAGGAUGUGGACCAGCUUAAGUUCGAUGUGGGAGAGCUGAAGGAUCUUCUUACCAACAGCAAGGGCGAGGUCAACCAUAUCCGUCGCAUCGUGCUGGCCUGCGAACGUGACAUGGAAGACUUCACUGCCGCGAUGGAUGCCGUGAAUGUGGAUCUGGAUGAGAUGCGUGCCCGUGUGGAUGCAACCCACUCCAUCAUCACCAGCCGCCAACGUGUUGAAGCAACCAUGACCGCUGAGAUUUCGACUAUGCGUCUUGACAUCGGCGACAUCCAAGAAGCCCUCAAGAAUCACGACUCUUGGAUGGAGGAUGUGUCCAACACCCUCCAGCAGAUGCAGGAGAAGGAGGAGAACCUUAGUGAGGACAUGAUCAACCUGAAGAAUGAGCUCACUGCCAAGCUCGACACAAAGGUGGAUAACGUAGCCUGGAAGGAGGCCAACGAUGACUUGGACGCAGCUAUCAAGACCGUGCGCGACAUGGUCUCUUCCCUGCGCCUGGAUGUGGAUGCCCGCCGUCGCAAGGUGGACGAGAUCUUGGCCACCAUCCGCCACGACAUCACUGCUGUGGAGACAAACCUGGAGGAGUCGAAGUCGAAGUUGGCGAUGGACACAGAUCAUGCCAUCAAUGCGCUCAAUGGCCGAAUUGACUUCACCAACAAGGAUCUUUCGGCAACCCAGGAAAGCUUGCACACAACGCAGAACUCUCUCAGCGACUGCUUCAACGAGGUGGCAGUUGUCCGCAGCGACCUGGAGCGUAACGUGGCAGACACAGAGGCGCGCCUGAAGAAUGACAACCGCUCCAAGCAACAGGAGGUCAUGGACAAGAUCGGCGAUGUGGAGCAGCAGUCGGAGUUGCGAUCGGCAGAGUCUUCACGUCGGCUGGGCGCUCUCGACCUUCGCAUGAGCGGCGUCCAGGGAGGUCUUGGAGAACAGAAGCGCGACAUCCUGAAGAUGCGCGAGGAGGUGAAUGGCCUGACCGUGAAGAGCGCCAGCCAUGAAGUGGACAUUCAAAAAGUCGGAGAUGCUUUCAAGAAGAUGGAGAAGCAGCGCAACUUGGACGGCCAGAACUUCAAAGCGCAGCUGGAUGCCAUCCACGAUGUACUGGACACCAAGGUGAAUGAGAAGCCCUUCGAAGAUGUGAAGCACUGUGUCUCCUCCCUGACCAAAGGUGUCGUCAAGUUUGCCCAGGUCGUGGGAGUUUUCCCGGGCCCGCGCUUCGAUGACGCCGAGGGUGGAGAGGGUGCAGAAGCAGACGUCGAACUCCUGGGCUGGGAGGAGAGUGCGGAGACCUUGUCCUUCCGUGUGGACAAAGCCUGGCGACAGCGUUGCUCGCAGCGUUUCCGCAACAUCCUGGACAUGAUCGCCAAGAAGGCAGACCACAGCGUGCUACGCCUGCUCCAGAUUUCUCAGCAGCACAUCGAGUCACAACUGGAGCGCGUCAAGCACGAGCGCGAGCUGUGGAAGGAAGUCGUGGAGCGACGCCAGCAGCAGCCCCUGCAGUUGGCACUCUCUAUGAAGGAGUCCAACCCUCCACCUCCUGCAGACGGAAGCCAAACUGCUCGGCCUCCCCGCUAG